AAUACAGAAGUUCUAAUCCGGUGUUUGAUCAAAAUUCAUUAGUUUUUAUACAAAGAAAGAAUGUAUGUUGUUCAAAUUCUAAAAGAUGCAAUUUGUUAUUAUACAGAUUAAUAAAAUAAGUUUUCAAUCUAAUUCAUGUAGAACUGUUCAGCAUAAAUGUCAUACUAUUAUGUCUAUAGAUAAUGUCAGUUGAAAAAUUAAAGGUUUGACGACUUUCCAUUGGGUUAGUCAAACUGUAAAAGUGACUUGACUAGCGACGAUAGAUCACUGAUCAUGUUAAUUUUUCAGAAUUACCAAAACUUAUGAAUAGCAAGCAUUUUUUUGUUUGGUCAAGCUUAUGAAUAGCAAGCAUAUAAUUCAAAAGUUAUACUAUUAGAUUUGAAUAUACAAAAUAUUUUCUUUGAUAUAAUAACUUGUCAGAUGAUUUCCCAACUCUGUUAAAAUUUUAUGCUAAUGCUUUACUCUAUUCUCUAGGCUAACAUCUAAAGCUUUUCACUUUUCGAUAUUGGAUCUUAUACUAUUUUAUGUAAUAAUGGUUAUAGUACUACUUUUCAUUAGUUUUGACAAGAAAUCAUUAGUGGUAAACAUGCUUUUGGUCAAGUGGGGCUCUAUGUCUAACCCUAACAGUGCCACCAAUCAAGCUUAAAAGCUCUACUUAACCGACAGCCUCAUUGAUUUAUACAUAUAUCAUAAUGUAUAAAACUUAAAAAUUACAUAGGAAUGGAGUUUCUAAUCUAAUCUCUUCUACUUUGGAGUGCAUGUACCUUUCUAUUUAUAACACCAAUAACAUCUCCAAGUUUUUCACUCACCAAAUCAUAAACAAAACCCCAAGAAGAUGAUCUCUCUCAUCUUCUUGUUCUUCCUCUCCGUCUCUUUCACAUCCAAUGGACAAUUCUACGACGAAAGCAAGAACUACGAAGGCUCAUCCGAUCUUGUAAACCUUGAAUACCACAUGGGUCCGGUCAUAUCCUCGCCUGAGACUAGUCUUUACAUCAUAUGGUACGGCCGAUGGACCCCAACUCACCAGUCUACAAUCCGAGACUUCAUCUACUCAGUCUCUUCACCAGCACGGUAUCCCUCAGUAUAUGACUGGUGGAAAACGGUGAUGCUCUACAGAGACCAAACAGGUUCCAACAUCACCAGAACACUUGUCUUGUCCGGAGAGUUCCACGACUCAACCUACUCCCACGGAUCUCACCUCAGUCGCUUCUCAGUCCAGUCCAUCAUCAGAACUGCCGUGGCCAACAAGCUACCACUAAACGCUCUCAACGGCUUGUACUUGGUCUUGACCUCAGACGAUGUAGAGAUGCAAGAGUUCUGCAGAGCGAUUUGCGGGUUCCAUUACUUCACUUUCUCAACCGUCGUUGGUGCAACGGUGCCGUACGUGUGGGUCGGGAACAGUAGGAAACAGUGUCCGGAGAUGUGCGCAUACCCUUUUGCGCAGCCUAAACCGUUUCCAGGAAGCGGGUUUGUGAGUAGAGAGAAGAUGAAACCACCAAAUGGAGAGGUGGGGGUCGAUGGGAUGAUCAGUGUUAUAGCUCAUGAGCUGGCGGAAGUGUCGAGUAACCCGAUGUUGAACGGGUGGUAUGGAGGAGAGGAUGCAAUGGCGCCGACCGAGAUAGCAGACUUGUGUUUGGGAGUGUAUGGAUCAGGAGGUGGAGGUGGGUACAUGGGGAUUGUGUAUAAGGAUAGGUGGAGAAGUGUGUAUAAUGUGAAUGGAGUUAGAGGAAGAAAAUAUUUGAUUCAAUGGGUUUGGGAUCUUACUAGGAACAGAUGCUUUGGACCAAACGCUAUGAACUAGAUACAUUAAUGUUUGUUACUUCUGUCUCUUUCCAUUGAAGCCUUGAGGAGACAAUGUAUAUUGGUUUAUCUUUGCUUUAUGAAAUAAAAAUAAACCACACAAA
Molecule: messenger RNA, 1904 nt
Organism: Brassica rapa (field mustard)
Lineage: Eukaryota; Viridiplantae; Streptophyta; Magnoliopsida; Brassicales; Brassicaceae
Product: protein EXORDIUM-like 7
Source: RefSeq, a predicted model, not a curated record